Molecule: messenger RNA, 2921 nt
Organism: Sinocyclocheilus grahami
Lineage: Eukaryota; Metazoa; Chordata; Actinopteri; Cypriniformes; Cyprinidae
Gene: cyth1a
Product: cytohesin 1a
Exons: 13
Coding region: 371-1615 (414 amino acids)
Biological process (GO): regulation of ARF protein signal transduction
Molecular function (GO): guanyl-nucleotide exchange factor activity
Source: RefSeq, a predicted model, not a curated record
UGGGACUGAAAGAGGCAGAUUAGGAGAGCAGAGAAGCGGAGCGAGAUUAUUAGCAGUGAGAGGGGAAGAAAAUUGCAUUGCAGUUUUUACGGCAAGCUCAGAAAGAGGAAACAAACACACAAAUUGCAUUGUGAAGUAUUGAACGUGUCACAGAGAAGUUGAGAUUGUCAAGCAAUGCACAAACGCACACACAGACAUGACGACUUAUAGAGGAAGAGGACGAGUCCUGUGGACUACAGAGCGAACGCUGUGAGAUACUGAGACAUGACAGGCAGGCUGGUUUGGGUGUGUGUAGCUUGACCCACACGCUGAAAUUGGGGAAGGGAGAAAAGCUGCAAACACAGAGCAGAAAAACCUUCAUUCUGAGGACAUGGGGAGUGUUAGUGAAUUGUGUGUGACUAGUUUCCAAGCUUUCUUAUGUCCAACGUUACCAAGGAGUCUUUCGGUGCCUGACGACCUCACGCCUGAGGAGCAGAAAGAGCUGGAAAACAUCCGCCGGCGAAAGCAGGAGCUGCUGGAGGACAUUCAGCGUCUGAAAGAUGAGAUCGCCGAAGUGACCAGUGAGAUCGAGAACCUGGGUUCCACAGAGGAGAGAAAAAACAUGCAGAGGAACAAACAAGUGGCAAUGGGCCGCAAGAAAUUCAACAUGGACCCCAAAAAGGGGAUCCAGUUCCUCAUUGAAAAUGACCUUCUGAAGAACACCAGUGAAGACAUCGCACGCUUCCUCUACAAGGGUGAAGGUCUUAACAAGACUGCAAUAGGAGACUACCUGGGAGAGAGGGAUGACUUCAAUAUCCAAGUCCUUCACGCUUUUGUGGAGCUGCAUGAGUUCACAGAUUUGAACCUGGUUCAGGCUCUCAGGCAGUUUCUCUGGAGCUUCAGACUUCCUGGUGAGGCCCAGAAGAUCGACAGAAUGAUGGAGGCGUUUGCCCAGCGCUACUGCCAAUGCAACCCCGGCGUCUUCCAGUCCACAGACACGUGCUACAUUCUGUCCUUCGCCAUCAUCAUGUUAAACACCAGCCUUCACAACCCAAACGUUAAGGACAAGCCCACAGUAGAGCGUUUCAUCUCCAUGAACAGAGGCAUUAAUGAUGGAGGAGACCUGCCAGAAGAACUGCUCAGGAAUCUAUAUGAGAGCAUCAAGAACGAGCCCUUCAAAAUCCCUGAGGAUGACGGCAAUGACUUGACGCACACUUUCUUCAACCCAGACAGAGAGGGCUGGCUGCUCAAACUGGGAGGACGCGUCAAAACCUGGAAAAGACGGUGGUUCAUUCUCACAGAUAACUGCCUUUACUACUUUGAGUACACUACUGAUAAAGAACCAAGAGGCAUCAUCCCCCUGGAAAACCUCAGCAUCCGUGAAGUGGAGGACAAGAAGCCGAACUGCUUUGAGCUCUUCAUCCCUGACAAUAAGGACCAGGUGAUCAAGGCAUGUAAAACAGAAGCGGACGGACGGGUUGUUGAAGGAAACCACACUUUCUACCGCAUCUCUGCUCCCACCGUCGAGGAGAAGGACGAAUGGAUGAACAGCAUUAAGGCGGCCAUCAGUAGAGAUCCUUUCUACGAGAUGCUGGCAGCGAGGAAGAAGAAGGUCUCCUCUAUGAAGAGACACUAGAGCUGCUCAGGAUGCUGGUGUUACAGAUUCAGGGCUACUGGAACUGCUCCCUCUCGUGGACACAACUGAGCUGUGCAAAGAGAAAAACAACCCCAGCUUCAGAAAGAAACCAGACCGGAUCAGCGAGGUCAAACCUUGCUAGACUUGGCACCUCUUUUUAAACGUCUUCUUGCUCUGCUAAUAUGCUUGUGUGUGUGUGUGUGUGUGUGUGUGUGUGUGUUGGAAGGAAGUCAGUAGGCUUUUUACUUGCUGCUGCUUUCUCGAAACCCCCAAAGAGAACAUUUUUCCUCAUGCUUAACCAAAAUACGCUCUUUCUGUUUCUCUCGCUCUGUCCUCUUUCUAUACCUCUCGUCUCUUGCACACACGCACACUCUUGCAUUUCUUGCAUUAUCUGAAAUCAGCAGGUCUGACAGAAUGUGGAAAACCAAACGGAAGCUCCUACACGCAUCGGAAAAGGAAGAUUUCCUUCGUGCUGAUGAUAUGUACAGGCAAUUUUUUUUUUAUUUAUCUUGCACAAGCGGUCUAGUCCUCAGAGGUUUAUUUGUGUAUUUAAUUGUAAAAAAAAAAAAACAUUUUCCAAGAGACUUCUAUAAUUUGCAAUGGAAAUCCAACUUUGUAGGGAGGGUGGGAAAUCACCCUAGAUUUGUUGGCAGAUUGAUUAGCCCCUAACGGUAAACUGCUCCACGGGCAUUUGUUUAUUUUCUCAGCAGACGCCAAUGUCUUGAAAUGCGACAUGCUUAUUUAGCAUGUUGUGAGAAGCUGCUGCAGUGCUGUGAAUAUUGGCAGCCGGGUUUGCAUUGUAACACGUAAGCAGAAAGACUGGAUGGUGGCCAGCUAAGGAUUAUGGGAUAUCACCAUUACCAGGAUAUCAUGCAUUGGUACUACCUCUCAGACAGACAGGACGGUUAUUAGCAUAUGUUUUUUAUUGGACCUUCCAAUAAAAUGCUUUUAAUAAAAUGAAUAAAUGUGCCUACAAACAAAUUCAAGUUCAGUGUCAGUAAAGACUGUCAAUGGCAGUUCAAUCAGAAGAUGCUCCAGUGCCUGCUUGCGUUUCUCCAGUCAUCCUUUCAGUUAUUCUUCAAGCAAAAUGUUCAAUCUAAGCAGUAUUGGUUUAAUUUAUCAAAGAUGUACAUACUUUAGUGUAUAGAGAAUAUUGGUUUCUAUUUUAUAAAUGUGUGUACUGUAUGUAGCAGUAUUGUACUAGUCGAGUGCCAUUUUCUUUCUUUCUUUUUUUUAUCUUUGUUCUGGAGGUCGAUACCAUUGUAGUGGUAGCCAGAUCAUGCUGAAAUAAAGACAUUAUAGCAGC